AUGAGCAACGAACCUAUUCAAAAUUUGGUAGAAAAAUCUAAAAAUUUAGAUUUUGAUAUGAUAAUUAGAGUUGGUGAAGAACCAGAUAUUAAAGAAUUUAAAGUUCAUUCUAUUGUCUUAUCGGCAAGUUCAUGUUAUUUUGAAGCUGCAUUGUCAUCACGAUGGGCAAGGAGAGAAAAUGGAAUCAUCAUAUUCAAUAAGCCUAACAUUUCUCCACUUGUGUUUGAAACUAUUAUAAAUCAUAUCUAUACAGGAAAAUUUUCCGAUAUGAGUAAAGUUAGCCUUCUUGAUGUUUUUAUUGCAGCUGAUGAAAUGGAAUUAACUAAAAUCUGUCAACAAAUUAAAAAAUCCUUGCUAGAAACUAAAUCGGCUUGGAAAUUUCCAAAAGACUUUAUUACAAUAUUUCAGAACAACCUUGUUUGGAUUUAUUCAAUUCAGAUGACAAAAAAUCGAUUCUCUCGUUGGAGGAAAUUAACAGCCGGUCCUUUUUAUGUAGAUGUUUCGAUAG
Molecule: messenger RNA, 508 nt
Organism: Cetraspora pellucida
Lineage: Eukaryota; Fungi; Glomeromycota; Glomeromycetes; Diversisporales; Gigasporaceae
Source: the annotation of a GenBank genome assembly